Molecule: messenger RNA, 324 nt
Organism: Eruca vesicaria subsp. sativa (arugula)
Lineage: Eukaryota; Viridiplantae; Streptophyta; Magnoliopsida; Brassicales; Brassicaceae
Source: the annotation of a GenBank genome assembly
AUGGUCAAAGAACAAAUAGUCAUUUGUGGUAUGAGUCGAGCUUUUUACAGAGUUCGAGGAGUGAAAGCUGCAGAUGUUCCUGAUCAAGUAAGAAAUAAUAAGCAUGCUGCAGCACGUGAGAAUUUUUCCGUCAAGAUGCUCCAACACUGUGGAGGUUCGUUUGCUGAGAUUCUGGGAUGCAAUGAUGUGAGGAAAGGUGGUGAGUUGAUGAGUGUUUACAUGCUCUUCAUUGAUGAGAAUGUGAAUGUUUUACUUGGAAGGCUGGCUUAUUCUGAGAAGACUGACUUCUGCAAAACGUUCUCAGCCUUGGGCGCUAGGGAUUGA